Ceutorhynchus assimilis (cabbage seed weevil) is the source of this 1032-nucleotide messenger RNA. The record is from the annotation of a GenBank genome assembly. NCBI's taxonomy places the organism in Eukaryota, Metazoa, Arthropoda, Insecta, Coleoptera, Curculionidae.
AUGGACUCUAAAGGCAAAGUUAAAAAUAGGUCAGUUAACUUUACCCCAAUGGAAGAAACCCUCCUAGCCUAUUUUGUAAAAAAACAUAAAGGCAUUUUGGAAAACAAAAAAACCGAUGCCGUCACGAAUGCAGAUAAAAAUAAGUGUUGGGUCAUGCUGGAAAAAGAAUUCAACGCUGAAAGUGGUGCCUCAUACAGAAGUGCCCAAAUUUUGAAAAAGAAAUAUGAGAAUAUGAAGAAACAAACAAAAAAGAAAAUAAGUGAAGAGAAAUGCUACAGAUUUGGAACUGGUGGUGGCCCUUUUCAAGAGUUUACUCUGACGGAAGCCGACCAAACUGUAAUAGAAAUUUUGGGGAAAACAAGGGUGCAUGGUUUGGCCACCCAAUUUGGAGGCGAUGCAGAACCAAAAAAAAUAAAAACAAAGCCAAACUCAAGCAAUGUACACACUCCUCCUUCACCAACCCAGAAUUUGGAGACACAUAACAAUGAAGAAGACAUAGAAGCCAUACUUAUUUACACUGAGGAAACCGAGGAAGCAACGCAAAAUGACACUGAUCGAAAUAAUGAAAUAGAAUAUGUUGAAGACAAUGGUCAACAUGAAGAAAUUAUCACUGAAGAAAAUUUACAGGAAACAGUUGUAGAUAUACAUGAGGCUCCAGUAGAAACCUGGUCAAAAUAUAAUCCUACUUUAUUGAAAACACCAAAGUCAAAAGCUCUCAAACCAUCAACAAAAACCGGCCAAAACGUGGACAACGUGAUUUCGAAAAAAAUAAGUCAGUGGGCAACCGUGAAGUCUUCUCUAGAAGAGGAAAAACGAAGAUAUUUGGAGGAAGAACAUGAGACCAAAAUUACACUCAUGAAAGCCCUUCAUGAUGAAGAAUUGGAUAUAAUGAAAAGGGAAUCCCAAAUAAGAAUACUUAGAAGUGAGGAGGAAAAGAAAAUCAUUAUUGAAGGCUUAAAAGAAGAGCAAAAACAGAAAAAAGAGAUAUUUGAGCUACAGAAGCUUAAACUGCUCAAAGAAAUGAGAAAGUGA